Messenger RNA from Lactuca saligna, 1015 nucleotides. The record is from the annotation of a GenBank genome assembly. Lineage: Eukaryota; Viridiplantae; Streptophyta; Magnoliopsida; Asterales; Asteraceae.
GAAAAGAAUUUGUAACUUGGAAGCAAAGCCAAAUACACCCCUCAAUUAUACGAUACGACAAUCACACACCCACUCAAACAACCAACGGAUUUUUCUUCCACACAUGGCUACCACUCCUCUCUCCGCCCGUCCCACUCGCGCCUCCCUCCUCGGCGUCGCCGACCGAUUCCGUUCUCACCGACGCCCAUUCACGACGGCCAACAAUCACACAGUCUCAAAACUAUUCAAAGCCGAUGGACUGGGGCUCACCUCUUCCUCCUCCUCCUACCGGCGUACUUCAUUACCAAGAUUCGUCGUCCUCGCCGCCGGCGGUGGCUCGACAGCCGACGAAUCGUCGUUCGAGAUGUCUCUAGAUACGGCUUUGAAACUAUUAGGCGUAUCGGAAGGAGCUUCCUUUGAAGAUAUACUCCGAGCUAAGAAUUCAGUUUUGGCUGCUUGUAAAGACGACCAAGAGUCGAUUGCACAGGUGGAGGCUGCAUAUGACAUGUUGCUUAUGCAAAGCUUAUCACAGAGGAGAGCAGGAAAAGUUGUAAAUAGUAGCAUUCGUUAUGCUGAUGUCAAACCUGUAAUAAACACUCCUCAAAUGGGAUCAAUGCCACAAUGGGUACAAGGUGCCAUGAAAAAUCCACUUGUUUCAGUAGAAACACCAUCUCCUCGUGAUUUGGGCAUUGAAGCAGGAGUCUAUGGAGCAUUAGCUGUGUUGACUUAUGUAAAUGGUGCAAAUGCUCCAGUGGGUUCUCUUUCAGGUGCUGAUGUUCCAGGCCUUAUUUUGGCAACCAGUUUUGGAGCUUCUCUAUACUUCAUGACCAAAAGAAAUGUUAAACUAGGAAAAGCCACAGUGAUAACUAUAGGGGGGUUGGUGGCUGGUGCUGUGGUGGGGUCUGUAGUUGAAAACUGGUUGCAAGUAGAUAUUGUCCCAUUUUUAGGCAUACAUUCUCCUGCAACUGUGAACUUUAAUCAGUCAAUGGUUUUCCUUUCUUUACCAUGGAUUUCUAUUGUUUCUUCUUCAACAUGA